AUGAACACCACUUGUUUCUCGUUCAACAACAGCUUCUUCAGACUAAUUUCUGGCCUGCCCAUGGGAUCACCUGUAGCCCCUCCAGCAGCAGAGACUGUAAUGCAGGAUUUGGAACAAUGUUGCUUACAGUUUCUGAGCGAAGCAGGCAUCCACAUACCGUUUUUCAAACGUUAUGUGGACGACAUCAUCACAGCGGUACCCAAAGACAAGGUCGAUCUAGUUUUGGAGGUUUUCAACAGCUACGAGACGAGUCUGCAAUUCACACACGAACUAGAAGAAGAGAACAAGAUCGCUUUCUUGGAUCUGCUUCUAGUCCACGAGGGUAACAACAUCAUAACAAACUGGUACCACAAGAAAACAUGGUCAGGGAGAUGCCUGAAUUUCUUCUCACAUCACCCCAUCAGUCAGAAGAAAGGCACGGUGACCAUAUUAGUAGAUAGAUGUAUGAAAUUGGCACAUCCUAGGUUCCACCAAGAGAAUUUACGUCUCAUUAAAGAAACUCUUAAGGAGAAUAGUUACCCUGAAGAUUUCAUUAAUAGACAAAUUCACUUGAGAAUGAGGAAGCUGAACUCACAGAUCAACAAUAGUCAUGUUGAUCUUACUGUUCCCCCUCGAAUUGAUUUCAAACGCACAUUUGUUUUCCCAUAUGUGGAAGGUUCGACACAGAACCUAAACAGGAUUGCCAAAAAAUACGAUCUAAUGAUCAUUUCCAAGAACGAAUACAAGGUCAACUUCCUGAAAUCUUUGAAAGAUCCAGUUUUCGUUGACUACAACUCAAAUAUCAUCUACUCGAUACCAUGUGGAGACUGUGAUGGUGUUUAUAUCGGACAGACCAAAAGAUAUAUUAGGACCAGGAUUGAUGAACACAAGAACGGCAUUGUCACCAGCAAGAAAAUCAAAACUGAUAAGAACAGGCACAAUAAAGAACCCAACCAUACGGCUCUCACGAAGCACCAGUUGGACACUGGACACAAUUUUUCUUUCUCAGAUACGAAGAUAUGUGGGAGAGAAAAAGCUCCGUAUGAACGGAACUUAUUAGAAAUGGUAAACAUCAUAAGAAAUCCACACUCCAUUAACUACAGGACAGAUGUAAACAAACUGAGCUCAGUUUAUUGGAAUUUAUUAUCAUGA
Molecule: messenger RNA, 1131 nt
Organism: Diachasma alloeum
Lineage: Eukaryota; Metazoa; Arthropoda; Insecta; Hymenoptera; Braconidae
Exons: 1
Coding region: 1-1131 (376 amino acids)
Source: RefSeq, a predicted model, not a curated record